Molecule: messenger RNA, 435 nt
Organism: Panthera uncia (snow leopard)
Lineage: Eukaryota; Metazoa; Chordata; Mammalia; Carnivora; Felidae
Product: glutathione S-transferase-like
Exons: 5
Coding region: 1-435 (144 amino acids)
Biological process (GO): glutathione metabolic process; xenobiotic metabolic process
Molecular function (GO): glutathione transferase activity
Source: RefSeq, a predicted model, not a curated record
AUGGCGGGGAAGCCCAAGCUUCACUACUUCAAUGGCCGAGGCAGAAUGGAGUCCAUCCGGUGGCUCUUGGCUGCAGCAGGGGUAGAGUUUGAAGAAGAACUUUUUGAAACACGUGAAGAAUUUGAGAAAUUAAUCCAAGAGAUGAUUGACAUGUAUGUAGAGGCCUUGAAGGAUCUGAGUGACAUGAUUAUGUUCUUUCCACUCUCUCUGCCUAGAGAGAAGGCGAUGAAUCUUGAAUACAUCCUUCAAAGAGCCACUACAAGAUUCUUCCCUGUCUAUGAGAAGGCACUAAGAGACCACGGGCAAGAUUUUCUUGUGGGCAACCGGCUGAGCUGGGCCGAUAUACAGCUCCUUGAAGUCAUCUUAAUGGCUGAAGAGUGCAAACCCAGUGUCCUCACAGGAUUCCCUUUGCUACAGGCAAUGCUCUCCAAAUAA